Molecule: messenger RNA, 6018 nt
Organism: Patella vulgata (common limpet)
Lineage: Eukaryota; Metazoa; Mollusca; Gastropoda; Patellidae
Product: calpain-9
Exons: 22
Coding region: 781-3498 (905 amino acids)
Biological process (GO): proteolysis
Cellular component (GO): cytoplasm
Molecular function (GO): calcium-dependent cysteine-type endopeptidase activity; calcium ion binding
Source: RefSeq, a predicted model, not a curated record
UACUCAUAGUGCCAUACAUACCCUCCUAUCAUAUCUGCAGAAGCAUUUGUGUUCCUUGCAGACUUGUGAAGAAUUUGAUUGGUGAGCUUCACAUAACUUCACUCACUCUCUGUUUUGUUAUCAUUGGAGAGACUUUUGAUCCGAGAGCAGACCCUCAUUCAAAACCUUCACCUUUUGUCAGAAGUAGAACUCAGCAUACCUGUGUAGGUACACUGGAGCUUUGUUUCAUAUCAACAGAUACAGUUGUAUUUCUAGCAGACUUGUCAGCAGUUCGGAAACUUCUCUUUCUUUUGUGUGAAAAACAACAAGAGCUGACCAUCAACUUUUGUCAGAAGAAUAAAUCAGUUUACCUGUAGGAGGAAGCAGACGAAUUGAUUCUUCCAUAAGAGAGGAUUUAAAUGGCUGCCUGUUUGUGUAGAAGAACCAGGGGUUAACAAGUCAAAGUAUUCUAUUUCACUAAUAAUUUCAAGUAGUUUGGAUAUUUUUAGCCUGAAGAGUUGCUUCUACCUGGAUUAAGUUUCACUCAAUUCCUCUUUGUUGCUUGUCUUACAGCGUGCGGGGAGUUCCUGCUGUAGUGUGCGUAUUAAGAUAACUAACUACAAGCCCAGUUGAAAAAUUUCAACGAUAAUUUAUUAGUGUUCCUUGUUUGUUCAAGAUAGCAGGUUGUGUAGGUUAUAAUACCUUGGAUUAUAAUUUAUUAGGGAGAGUGGAUAGAUAGUAGAUAUAUCACAGUGCUUAUAAAUUUUUACACAGGAAAGGAGGUAGUUAGCAGAGCUUAUAAUGUUCACAAUCAAUUUGCCGAAGUUCGGCGAUGAAGCCGUUGAUUCGUUCUUUAGUGGUGAUGGUGGCACCAGUUUUGGUGGCUCGUCAUUUGGAGGAGGAGGAGGAAGAAGUGGCGGUAAGACGACAGUUAUCCGAACGACCUACGGAGGAGGUGGAGAUCCAACGGUCACCCGAACGACCUACGGAGGUGGCGAGCCAUCAUACGGGGGUGGAACCUCAAGGUAUGGAGAUAGUACCCCAAGCUAUGGAGGGGGCAGCUCAAGAUAUGGGGAUAAUACCCCAAGCUAUGGAGGAGGCAGCUCAAGAUAUGGUGAUAACACCCCAAGCUAUGGUGGGGGCAGCUCAAGAUACGGAGGGGGCAGUCCAAGAUAUGGAGGGGGUGGCUCAAAAUAUGGAACUGGAGGCUCGUCCAGUGGUGACGGAGGUACUGCACCAGCUACUGGCUCCCGUCGGAGCCGUUAUGGCAACAAAAGCGUAAAAGGAGACACAAAUCGCGACAUCGGUAUUGGAGGCAGAAGUUGCAACAGUUCUCGAAGUGAUCCCUUUGGUCAGGUUUACAACCAGAAAUAUUCUGAGAUCAAACAAAGAUGUCGGCAGCGGGGAGCAUUAUUUGAGGAUGAUGAGUUUCCAGCUAUUGAUAAUAACAUUUAUUUCACGCAGAAAACCAGGCGGUUUGAAUGGAAACGACCAGGUGAGAUCUGUGAUGACCCACAAUGGAUUUCUUCAGGUGCCAGUCGAUUUGAUGUCCGGCAAGGAGAACUUGGUGAUUGUUGGUUAUUGGCUGCUGUGGCCUCCCUGACGUGUAGCGAGGCUCUCUUCGCUAAAGUAGUUCCAAUGGAUCAGGAUUUUACGACUGAUUAUUGCGGUAUAUUUAAAUUUAACUUCUGGCAUCAAGGUGAAUGGGUUGAAGUUGUGGUGGAUGAUCGUCUUCCUACGUACAAUGGACAACUAGUAUUCAUGCACUCCACAGAGAAAAAUGAAUUCUGGAGUGCUCUUUUGGAAAAGGCUUAUGCCAAGUUGAAUGGAUCAUAUGAAUCUUUGAAAGGAGGAAGUACCUCGGAAGCUAUGGAGGAUUUUACUGGAGGUGUUACAGAAAUGUUUGACCUACGUAAAGCUCCAGCAGACCUUCAGAAGAUUAUGUUAAAAGCUGUUGAUAUGAACUCUCUUAUGGGUUGUUCUAUUGAUGCUGAUCCCAACCAGUUAGAAGCUGAAUUAGAGAAUGGAUUGAUUAUGGGACAUGCCUACAGUGUUACAGCUGUUAAAUUGGUUGACAUAACAACAUCGAGAGUAUCAGGUGAAAUCUGUAUGGUGAGAGUACGUAACCCAUGGGGUAAUGAAGCAGAAUGGAAGGGGGCUUGGAGUGAUCAGUCUGAUGAAUGGAAUCUCAUUUCUGAGGAAGAGAAACAAGAAAUUGGUCUAACGUUUGAUGAUGAUGGAGAAUUCUGGAUGUCAUUUAGAGAUUUCAUCAGUAAUUUUGAGAAACUAGAGAUUUGUAACCUUGGACCUGAUUCCAUGCAUGGUGAACCUGGUGAAGGACAAAAGAAAUGUUUCAGUGCCAUAUCAGAACACGGUGGCUGGACGAGACGUGUCAAUGCUGGUGGUUGUAGAAAUUAUUUAGAUACGUUUUGGACAAAUCCCCAAUAUCGUGUGACAUUGACGGAUGCGGAUGAUGAUGAUGAAGAUAAUAACUGUACAAUGAUCGUAGCCUUAUUACAGAAAGACAGACGAAAGAAACGAAAAGAAGGAUUGGAUUUAUUGACGAUUGGUUACGUUAUUUAUAAUUUGAAAGAAGGUGAAAGUCAAGGUCCUUUAGAUGUCAACUUCUUCAAAUAUAACGCAUCAUGUGCUAAAUCUCCUUCUUUUAUUAAUCUACGAGAAAUGUGUGGUCGUCAUCGGUUACCUCCAGGAACAUAUGCAAUUGUUCCAUCCACAUUUGAGCCUUCAGAAGAAGGAAACUUCUUGUUACGUAUAUUCACAGAAAAGGACUUUCAAGGAGGAGAAAUUGAUGAACAGACCUCAUACAAUGAUGAACAGCGUAGAAGAAGAGAAGCCGAACCCAUUCCAGAACCAGUACAGCCAUUACCCGUAUUGAUGAAAAAUCAGGCUAAUAAAAUUAUGUUUUGUUCACCAAAGAAGCCUGGCAGAGGAGGCAGACCUGAUGUCGCACCACCAUCUGAUGAAGAACAACAACAAGAGGAAGCCCUUAAAAAUACGUUUAGACGUGUUGCCGGGGAAGAUAUGGAAAUUGACGCUUAUGAACUCAAGGAUAUUCUUAACUCUGUCUUCACUAGAGAGGGCUGUUUUGAAUUUACCUUCGAUGGAUUUGCAACUGAUAUUUGUCGCAGUAUGGUUGCCAUGAAUGAUGGUGAUUUAUCUGGUAAACUCGGUUAUGAAGAAUUUAAAGAUUUAUGGACAGAUUUGAGAAGAUGGAAGAGAGUCUUCAAGGAAUUUGAUCACGACGCCAGUGGAACAUUGAAUUCAUAUGAAUUAAGAAAGGCUCUCAAUUCAGUUGGUUUUAAAUUGAGUAAUUCUACCUUCCACUCGGUUGUUAUGCGUUACAGUAAUUCGGAUGGUAUUGUUGAUUUUGGUGACUUUGUUGUUUGUGCCAUCAGAUUGAAAACUAUGCUCACUUCAUUCAAGAUGGCCGAUCAUGAGAAUAAGGGAAUUGCAUCAUUUGAUAUUGAUAAUUUCAUUCAGACAACAAUGUAUUCUUAAAUCUAGCAUUUCAUUCAGAAGAGGAAGAAGGCAACUACGAUGACUAUUUAUAAAACCACAUCAAAAACCCCAACUAUUAUAUAAAUAACCCAAACAACUUUAUUAUUCAUAAUAUUUUAUUGGUUUUUACCACUGUUAAAUGUUUGUUAAAAUUUCAAGUUACUGCUGUUUUUAUUUGUAACUAGAUUUAAGGAAAAACAUAUUAUUUUACUGAGUUAGCGCAACCGAUGUUGUGCUUGACCCUUCUCGUAGAUUCAUCAUUGAAUCGAGUGAUUCUUUCAAUCAUGGAGAGUUUGUUAAGCAAACAGUUGUCUGGGAAAAUCAUAUUAAUAGCAAAUAAAAUUAGUUAAGAAAGGUAAUUUUGACCUUUAAUAAAACAAAUAUGUUUGCAUGAAAGCUAAAAAAUUUCCCAUCAGCAAAGAAAUGUGUGUUUAUAGUGAAUAAAAUCAAUGAAUGACCUUGGAGAGGAAAAAUAUUUUUUCAUUAUUUUUUAAAAAAUAACCAUGAAGAAAAAUCAGAUUUUUGGAAAAUGGUGAUUUGAGCUUUGAUGACCUCUUAGAAAAUUUUUGUGGAUGAUAUUAAAACAAAUAUCCAUAAAGAAGAAAUAGGAAUAUGUGCUUAUUAAGUAGAAAAAAAGGGAUUUUAUUUUUCUUUACUAAGGGUAGUUUUGUACACUGUUUCUAUUACCGGUAUAUUCAUUUGUAUAACUAAUAAUUUGAAUCUCACACUGUAUCUUGAUAGUAUCCAUGGUAACUUAACUAUUUAGAUUAUGCUAAUGAGCUUCAGACCAACCAUGUUUUUAUGUUAGAUUUUUAUUUGAAAAAAAACAACAUUUUGUAAAUAUAAUUACAAAAUGAAAUAUCUUUCUGAACAUAUUGUGGCCUCGCUAAAUUUGUCGGAAACUGCAAUCACUAAUGUGCUUCUACCGGCCAUUUGUCUUGCCUGUGAUAAAAAAUAUUUCAUGAAAUAAUAGAUAAUAAUGGUAGGCCUACAUGCUAUCAUGCUAAAUUUAUGUUGUAAUAUAUCAUUUUUUCUACGAUUUUCCAUGAACUUUUAUAUUAUUAACUUCCUGUUAUAUUUAAAUGAACUAUGCAGUAUAAUGUUGUUGGAAUCAUUGUUCUUUUGUUUAUGCGGGUAAAAAGUGUCUACACUACUUUCACUUUAGGCCAAGCCAAUUUAAUGUAAUGUUUUGUUUACUGUUACAAGACCUAACUAUUUGAAACUAAAAACCUUUGAAAGGAAGCAAAAUUUUAAUAUGUUUACAUGACUGAUAUAAAUUAAAAUUAGUGUAGCCUAAAAUUGUUGCCAUAAUGUACAAACACAAAAAUAGAGAAACCGUGAGGGAGUAAUGUAGUUCCUCCCUGUUGUGAAUCGACCCCUUGAGAAGCUACCAUCAUAUCACAAUAUGUACUCAAGAGUCUAAAGAUAAUAUGGUCUUUAUGAUAGGGGCACCUGCUACAGUGCACAAACACACACAUAUACAUCAGUUUGUUAAUUUGAGAUUAGUUAUUAAAUAUUUUGUUUUUGUAUGAUCAAUUCUAUAUAAUAUUGCAAUAUGUAAACUAUGAAAGAUAUAAUAUAUUCAAAUAUUUAUUCAUGUUCCCUCGUCUUGUUUUAGAUUUUUUGUUUAUAGAGAAAGUUGUUUUUUUUUUUUAGACCUAUUUAAAUUUAAUAAUACAUAAUAACCAUUUAUACAAAUUGUUAAAACUUUAAAUUCACCAGACUCAACCAAAUUAUUUCUGUCUAAAAUUUGGUGCAUUAUCUCGUCAAUUUUAUAUGAAUCUCUGGGGACUAAUGCUGUUAAAGACAAUAUGUUCGUGGUUAUGGGUACUUGUCAUAAUCUGAAUCAUUUGGUGGUUAUUUUGGGGGCCUUAUUCACGAAAUCAUAAACUAAAAUAUUUGAACAAUUCAACAUUUUCAUUGGCUAAGAAUAAAAAUCCUUGUACAAAUUUUAGCUUGUAACCAAUGAAAAGACAUCAUUCUUAUAAUAUUUUAGUUGAAAAUUUUCUGAAUAAGGCCCGAGGAAAUGAAGUUGUGAAAAUAAAUAACUUAAAUAUGGGUCAGAUGGAUCUGAUCUGCUCUGAUUGGUUAAAAAAGUGUUUUAUGGGGUUCAAAUUUCAGCCAAUCAGUUAGAGCUUAUACAUCAGUCUUGUUAAACCAGUUAUCAAAUUGAUAUAAAAAGCUGAAAUCAGGUUGUCUUGAACUCUCGUCUGCGAUAUCACCCUAGGUAGAAGCCGAUGUUAAACCCUAUAAACGAGCGUACUCUUGAAUGUUUUAGGCUGCAAUAUCGACAUUAGGAGGAUUCAGACAUAAAGUGAAUUACUAAGUUUCUAACAAGUUAUAUUAUUGUUAAAUUGCCCCUAUAUUGUACGUAGUGUUGUAGAAAUAAAAAAAAACUUGGUAGAUUUCUCACCAAUUUUAUUAAUGUUUAUAUGUUUUGCUAUUGCUAAACAUAUUUGUGUCAUUUUUUUUUUUUGUCAACUUUUACUUUCAGUGAAAAUAAAACUGGAUUAUAAAGGA